ACUUUCGCAGCGUCCACAAUAGCCACUAUACUCCAUCUAUCCAGACAUGCUUAAACGACAGCCGACGACUCCAGAUGGAAAGUUUGUUGAUAACAGACUACAAGACAGCACCCGUUUGAACAAACCUUUCAAAUGCCCUACACUAAUCGUGCAAAGGGAACAGCCACAAAGGAAACACAAACGAAAGUCUUACAAAGGCGCAGAUGGUGAUGAAGAUGGCGAUGAGUCGGAUGAUGACUCAAGACGAAAGACGAAGAAGAAGAAAACCACCAAAGACGGAGCAUUCGAAAGCCCUCGAGAUAAUAAUGUCAGGCACUACCCAGUAUACAAGCCAAAACCUUUUAAUGAAGUAUCAGGCAAAUUUGCCAUCCCCGCCAUGCGUACCGCGGAUGGAGAGAUUGUACACAAGACUGUAUCCAACAUCUCGCUUGGCAUUCGACCCGUUGUUAAUAUUAUUCCUCGUCCUCUGUUCGAUCCCAUGGAAGACCAUGCGCUCGUCCUGUAUGACCCUACCAUUGACGAUCGGGAAACUGACGAAGAAAGAAAAGAGAGAGAAAAGGAAGAAGCUAAGGAACGUGCUGCUAAGGAAGCGGAAGAGAAGAACGCAGGUCUUUACAAUCCGCACAAGCCCUUGAAAGAGCUUCUCGGCGGCGGAAAAGACAAGAAGAAGACCGGCAAGGUAGCCGUAGUAAUUGACCCUCGUCUCACGAAAGUGUUGCGGCCACAUCAAGUGGAGGGUGUCAAGUUCUUGUAUAAAUGCACGACUGGCAUGGUGGUCGAGAAUCAAUACGGUUGCAUCAUGGCGGACGAAAUGGGUCUCGGAAAGACGUUACAAUGCAUUGCUCUUAUGUGGACAUUGAUUAAGCAAUCUCCACGUGCUGGGAAGCCUACGAUAGAGAAAUGUAUCAUCGCUUGUCCAUCGAGUUUGGUCAAGAACUGGGCCAAUGAACUUGUUAAGUGGCUUGGUAAAGAUGCCAUCUCUGCGCUUGCAAUCGAUGGGAAAGGUACUAAGAGUGACAUGUUGGCGAAGGUCGCCAGGUGGGUCGCUGCAGGCGGACGCAAUGUCUCUCAACCAGUCAUGAUUGUCUCAUAUGAGACUCUGCGUACACUCAGUGUUCACCUGGCCAACUGUCCAAUAGGGUUGCUUCUGUGUGAUGAAGGACAUCGCCUGAAGAACUCCGAAUCAUUGACUUUUCAAACUCUGAAUGGGUUGAACGUCAAACGACGAGUAAUUCUGUCAGGGACACCCAUACAGAAUGAUCUUUCAGAAUAUUUCUCACUCCUCAAUUUCGCUAAUCCGAACUUCCUCGGGUCCAAAAACGACUUCAGAAAGAACUUCGAGAACGCUAUUAUCAGAGGUCGUGAUGCAGACGCUAGCGACGCUAACAAAGCUGCAUGUGAGAAGAAGCUCAAAGAACUAGGAGGACUCGUCGCCAAGUUCAUCAUUCGCCGAACCAAUGACUUGCUCUCGAAAUACUUGCCGGUCAAGUACGAACAAGUCGUAUUCUGCCAUCUUUCCGACUUCCAGUUGUCCCUGUAUCGUUUGUUCAUUAGCUCUCCCGAGAUUCAGGCUCUCCUACGAGGGACAGAUUCUCAGCCUCUUAAAGCAAUCAAUAUCCUCAAGAAACUCUGUAAUCAUCCAGAGCUUUUGGAUUUACCAAAUGACCUGCAAGGCUCCGAACCGCUUAUCCCAGAAGGCUUCAAUGGAGCAGGUGCGAGUGCCAGAGACCGAGGACGGAACCAAACCGUCAACUGCCAAUGGAGUGGCAAGUUCAUGGUUCUAGAACGAUUCCUGCAUCGAAUAAGGACCGAGACCAAUGACAAGAUCGUCUUAAUCAGCAACUAUACCCAGACACUGGAUCUAUUUGAGAAGCUGCUCCGUAGCAAGAAGUAUGGAUACUUCCGACUUGAUGGAUCCAUGAGCAUUCCAAAGCGGCAGAAACUUGUGGACCAGUUUAAUAAUCCCGAAGGCAAGGAGUUCGUGUUCUUGCUCAGUAGUAAGGCUGGAGGAUGUGGUAUCAACCUCAUCGGUGCCAACCGCUUGAUUCUGUUCGACCCUGACUGGAACCCGGCAGCUGACCAGCAGGCCCUCGCUCGUGUGUGGCGUGAUGGUCAGAAGAAGGAGUGUUUCGUGUAUCGGUUCAUAUCGACUGGAACGAUCGAGGAGAAGAUUUUCCAGCGUCAGGCAAACAAGCAGGCCUUGUCUUCUGCAGUUGUCGACGAGAAGGAGGAUGCCGAGCGUCAUUUCUCAAUUGAUUCGCUCAGGAAAUUGUUCCUUUUCAACGAGGAUACUAUUUGCGAAACACAUGAGACAUUCAAAUGCAAACGGUGCAGUAACGGUAGACAGCUUAGGAAGGCGCAGGCGUUGUUAUACGGGGAUGCUAGCACCUGGAACCACUUCACCAAUACUGAGCUCAAGAAUAAUCACGAUGAUCUUCUUCGAGCUGAAGUCGGCUUGCCGCAGGUUUCAUUUGUCUUCCAGUAUAUCAGUCAUUAGAUUUUUUUUCCACAGUCGCGUUGGGUUUGCUAGAUUCCUUCGACCUGUAUUAUAUUCAUAUACAACUGUAACAUACCACGGAACAAAUAUACCACGCAUCCGAUGAACACCAAGAAAUGACACCUCCAUGAAACUAGAAAUACAGAGAUUUUGUUACACAUUGACA
This is a messenger RNA of Somion occarium, 2663 nucleotides long. The record is from the annotation of a GenBank genome assembly. NCBI's taxonomy places the organism in Eukaryota, Fungi, Basidiomycota, Agaricomycetes, Polyporales, Cerrenaceae.